Molecule: messenger RNA, 1079 nt
Organism: Armigeres subalbatus
Lineage: Eukaryota; Metazoa; Arthropoda; Insecta; Diptera; Culicidae
Exons: 2
Coding region: 346-828 (160 amino acids)
Source: RefSeq, a predicted model, not a curated record
GACAAAACACUACCCGCCCGUUUUCGUGGUGUGUAAUCCACUAAUCCACUUACUGGUCCGGCCCAGAUCAUCGCAGAUUGAAACCCAUUUGUCCGACUGUAGCACAGUGUCAGCAAGGGGGGAACCCGUUCAUGUGCACCAAACCAACAGCAACGGCAAGUCAACAACCCGUUUGUGUCUGUUUCGUAGAACCGCACCGCACACCCUCGCCUUCGCCAUUCAUCAACCGGAGAAGCGCUGAGCUGCUGAUGCUCAUCCGCAGUCUGUUUUCGCGCGGCAAUUGUAUCUAAUUUAUCUCAGUUGACGAUCGACACAGGUCUCAGGCUGGUGUGUAUUUAGAGGAACAUGCACGUCCUUUGGAGGCUCAUUGCUGCGCUGUUCCUGACCUCGGUGGGAUUGUCUUCCGCAGUCAGGAUCGAAUCCAGCGGUCGGAUAGAUUUGGAAGAACGCGUCUCGGCCGGACAGUCUCUGCAGAAGGCAACGUACGUUGGCGAUGGUGCGCCGACGGCUCAUGCAAAAAUAGUGAAACGCGAUGCCACUAAUGGCGACUCGAAUGCGUCGUUUUGGGGUUGGUUAACUGGACGAGAAAACCCCGACCCGUGCAUGAUGGCAUCGGUGGGUGGCGUCGUCGGUGGAGGUGCUUUGACGGGCGCAUUUGUGGGGGCAGGAAUUGGCAGCAUAUUCACCGGACCGGGAACAAUCAUCGGGGCCUUUGUCGGUGGAAUUGCGGGGUUGUUCGGCGGGGUGAGCAUCGGUCAUCGGGCCGGGGCGGCAGUGUGUGAUAAGUCUUGUGGUAAUCUGGAUCAAAGAGUGCAGUGCUAUGCUUAAGAAUAAAGUGUGCAACCAAUUUGUUUUUAUAAUUCCCGCAUAUGCGCAUAAAAAUGUGAACGGGUUGGUCAUUCUCCGGAUGUUGUGUAAUCUCGUAGAGGCUCUUGAAAACAAACUGCUCAUAUCGGUUUGGACAUCAAAAGUACCGACCAACUGCAUUCAUAUGUUGAUGAAUGGGACCGCAACGGUUUUCUAGUUGAGAGAAUUGCUUUUGUAGAAUAUUUGUACCCCAGUAAAGUAUGUAUCUGUAA